This is a messenger RNA of Arabidopsis arenosa, 2454 nucleotides long. The record is from the annotation of a GenBank genome assembly. NCBI's taxonomy places the organism in Eukaryota, Viridiplantae, Streptophyta, Magnoliopsida, Brassicales, Brassicaceae.
UCUCUCUCUCUCUCUCUCUCUAGCGAUGCAGUUGCUUCCUUGGAAGCCAUGAAAACACAAUUAGCUUCACCGAUCUUCUUCUUCUUCUCUUCUCUGUUUCUUGUUUCCUCUGCUUUAAACUCUGAUGGAGUUCUCUUAAUGAGUUUCAAAUACUCUGUUCUUCUUGAUCCUCUCUCUUUAUUACAAUCAUGGAACUACGACCACGACAAUCCUUGUUCAUGGCGAGGUGUGUUAUGUAAUAACGAUUCAAGAGUUGUUACUUUAUCUCUCCCAAACUCUAACCUCGUUGGUUCGAUUCCUUCCGAUCUGGGUUUCCUCCAAAACCUUCAAAGUCUUAAUCUUUCCAACAAUUCACUCAAUGGGUCAUUACCGGUUGAGUUUUUCGCCGCCGAUAAGCUCUUGUUUCUUGAUUUAUCAAACAACUUGAUCUCCGGCGAGAUCCCUGUGUCAGUCGGAGAUUUACACAACCUCCAGACGUUAAAUCUCUCCGAUAACAUCUUUACCGGAAAAUUACCAACCAAUUUAGCGUCUCUUGGAAGAUUAACGGAGGUUUCUCUGAAGAACAACUACUUCUCCGGCGAGUUUCCCGGCGGCGGAUGGAGAUCGGUUCAGUUUCUAGACAUUUCCUCGAAUCUAUUCAAUGGAUCACUCCCACCGGAUUUCUCCGGCGAUAAUCUCCGGUACCUGAAUGUCUCGUAUAACCAAAUCUCCGGCGAGAUUCCACCGAAUGUCGGUGCUGGUUUUCCUCAAAACGCCACCGUUGAUUUCUCCUUCAACAAUUUAACCGGUUCAAUCCCAGAUUCUCCGGUUUACCUUAACCAGAAAUCAAUUUCGUUUUCUGGAAACCCGGGUUUAUGCGGUGUUCCGACCCGAAACCCAUGUCCCAUUCCUUCCUCUCCAGCAACAGUCUCCGGCGCCGUCGCUCCACCUACGUCUACGCCUGCACUCGCAGCUAUACCGAAAUCAAUCGGGUCAAAUUCAGAAACCAAACCGGACAACUCAAAUCCUCGAACCGGGUUAAGACCAGGAGUUAUAAUAGGAAUCAUAGUCGGAGAUAUCGCCGGAAUCGGAAUCCUCGCUCUUAUCUUCCUCUACGUUUACAAAUACAAGAAGAACAAAACCGUGGAGAAGAAGAACGAUCAAAAUCUAGAAGCUCACGAAGCUAAAGACACAACUUCGUUAUCACCAUCAUCAUCAACAACUACAUCAUCUUCAUCACCAGAACAAUCAAGUAGAUUCGGAAAAUGGUCAUGUCUCCGUAAGAAUCAAGAAACCGAUGAAACCGAAGAAGAAGACGACGAAAAUCAACGGUCAGGAGAGAUUGGAGAGAACAAGAAAGGGACUUUAGUAACUAUUGAUGGAGGAGAGAAAGAGCUUGAAGUUGAAACUUUGCUUAAAGCUUCUGCUUACAUUUUGGGAGCCACCGGUUCGAGUAUAAUGUACAAGACGGUUCUUGAGGACGGUACGGUUCUUGCGGUUCGUCGGUUAGGUGAGAACGGUUUGAGUCAACAACGCCGGUUUAAGGACUUUGAGGCACAUAUUCGAGCUAUUGGUAAACUGGUUCACCCGAAUUUGGUUCGUCUCCGUGGAUUCUAUUGGGGCACCGACGAGAAAUUGGUCAUUUACGAUUUUGUCCCUAACGGCAGUCUCGUCAACGCCCGUUACAGGAAAGGAGGGUCGUCGCCGUGCCAUUUACCGUGGGAGACUCGGCUCAAGAUAGCGAAAGAUAUGGAGCCCAAGAUCGGCGAUUUCGGGCUUGAAAGGCUUCUCGCCGGAGAUACUAGCUACAACCGAGCUAGUGGAUCAUCUCGGAUUUUCAGUAGCAAGCGAUUGACAGCAUCCUCGCGUGAAUUCGGAUCCAUCGGGCCCACACCGAGCCCAAGUCCAAGCUCCGUUGGGCCUAUAUCUCCAUAUUGCGCACCUGAGUCGCUCCGCAAUCUCAAACCAAACCCAAAAUGGGAUGUGUUCGGGUUUGGAGUGAUCCUCCUUGAGCUGCUCACAGGAAAAAUUGUGUCAAUAGACGAGGUCGGGGUAGGAAAUGGGCUGACGGUAGAAGACGGGAACCGGGCGCUGAUAAUGGCUGACGUAGCGAUCCGCUCUGAAUUGGAAGGCAAAGAGGACUUUUUACUUGGCCUUUUCAAGUUGGGAUAUAGUUGUGCAUCUCAAGUUCCACAAAAGAGACCGACCAUGAAAGAGGCCUUAGUAGUGUUUGAAAGAUUCCCUAUUAGCUCGUCGGCUAAGUCUCCAUCGUACCAUUAUGGACACUAUUAAUGUUCGAUCGUACACUAACUCUCUAAGCGUCUCUCUGAGGCCGAAGUAUAUACACAUGAUGCAAUUUGUUCUUUCUUGUUGUUUGUCCACUUUGUUUUUUUGUUUAAUGAUUUUUAGGAUACAAAGUGUGGUUAGAAUAUUCGUCCUUAUGGAUUUUGGGCUCGCUAGCACUAGGAUUGGGCA